Messenger RNA from Odocoileus virginianus texanus, 1441 nucleotides. RefSeq names its product keratin-associated protein 9-7-like. Gene Ontology annotation, cellular component: keratin filament. NCBI's taxonomy places the organism in Eukaryota, Metazoa, Chordata, Mammalia, Artiodactyla, Cervidae. The record is from RefSeq and is a predicted model, not a curated record.
UCUGCUCAGAAGCCACCCCUCCACACCUGACACCAUGACCCAUUCCUGCUGCUCCCCUUGCUGUCAACCUACUUGCUGCAGGACCACCUAUUGCAGGACCACCUGCUGCCAGCCCACCUGCUAUGAGCCCAGCUGCUGUCAGUCCUGCUGCCCCCCAACUUGCUGUCAAACUACCUGUUGCAGGACCACCUGCUGCAGACCUACUUGUGUGACCACCUGCUGUCAGCCCACCUGUGGUGGGUCCAGCUGCUGCCAGCCUUGCUGUCGCCCUGCCUGCUAUCAGACUAGUGAAAACACCUGCUGUAGGACCACCUGCUGCAGACCCACCUGUGUGACCACCUGCUGUCAGCCCACCUGCAGUGGGUCCAGCUGCUGCCAGGCUUGCUGUCACCCUGCCUGCUGUCAGACCACCUGCUGCAGGACCACCUGCCUCAAGCCUACUUGUGUGACCACCUGCUGCCAGCCCACCUGCUGUGAGCCCACCUGCUGCCAGCCCUCCUGCCCCCAAACUUGCCGUCAAACCACUGAAACCACCUGCUGCAAGCCUAUUUGUGUGACCACCUGCUGCCAGCCCACCUGCUGUGGAUCCAGCAGCUGUGGACAAACCUGCAGUGGGUCCAGGUGCUCUCAGCCUUGCUGCCAGCCAGCUUGCUGUGCACCCGUGUACUGCCAUAGAACCUGCUACCACCCCACAUGCUGCUGCCUGCCUGGGUGCCAAGACCAGAGCUGUGGAUCCAGCUGCUGCCAGCCUUGCAGCCGCCCUGUCUGCUGUCAGACCACCUGCUGCAGGACCACCUGCUGCAAACCUGCUUGUGUGACCACCUGCUGUCAGCCCACGUGCUGUGGGUCCAGCAGUUGUGGACAAACCUGCAGCAGAUCCAGCUGCUGCCAGCCUUGCUGCCACGCCAUCUGCUGUAGGACCACCUGCUGCCACCCCAGCUGUGUGUCCACCUGCUGCCAACCUUCCUGCUGCUGCUGAAAACCUCACCAAAGAACCACCAUCUCACAAAUCAACCUUGCUGUUCCUAGGACAAAUUCACUUCCAAAUGAUGCUGAAAGCCAGCAGUCUAUUACCACUUUUUUUUGUUAUUCAUCUACCUAUAUAAAAGCUUCUGAAUCAGCCUGAUGGAAUGUAGAGGACUUCACCCUGAUUCUCCCCUUCCUAUCUGUGUGGGUCAUGUGCCAACUUCCUGCAUCAUUAUAAUGGAGCAUCUUGACUUUGACUUUGAAAUCUAGAUCUUCACCUUCUUGGUACAUGUAUUUUAGGGAAAAAAUCCUCAAGACUUUUUUUUAGUUUCUAAUACUUAUCUUCAUAAUCAUGUAUCUUUUCAAUAUACCAAUUAUUUUUGCAUCUUACUUUCUUCUUUUCAUAAUCACUUUGAGUUGUCUCUCUAGGUUCAGGGAAUUUUACCUGGAUUUCUAAAUAAAUCUUGUGCCACUA